Molecule: messenger RNA, 2029 nt
Organism: Aspergillus steynii IBT 23096
Lineage: Eukaryota; Fungi; Ascomycota; Eurotiomycetes; Eurotiales; Aspergillaceae
Product: putative transporter
Exons: 7
Coding region: 35-1837 (600 amino acids)
Biological process (GO): transmembrane transport
Molecular function (GO): transmembrane transporter activity
Source: RefSeq, a predicted model, not a curated record
AACCCCUUUUUUUGUCUGAGAGAGAUAUUCUGUCAUGAGUAUGAGUGUCUUGCUUAGGCCCCUGCGUCGCAGGUCCCGGCAGGCGUGGAACGGGAUCGUCCGGACUGUGCGUGACUACGCCGCCGGGAUAGACCCACGCGAUGAUUAUGAGCCGAUUGUAGGGUCGCUGCCGGAUGAGGAGACGGAAAGACGCGCUCAUGGAGUCGCUGAGAUCGAGGCGUUGGCUACGGUGUGGUCGACGAGGACCCUGCACACGGGAUAUGCUCUGGUGUUUCUGAUCUUCUUCGUCAACUCGUUUCAGCAGGAGACUACUGGGAGUUUGUCGCCAUACGCCUUUUCCGCUUUCACGGAUCACUCCCUCAUCUCGACCACGAAUGUUCUGACCAGUAUUGUUGGCGGGGUCGCGCGGCUGCCUAUCGCCAUGAUGAUUGAUAUUUGGGGACGGCCGGAGGGGUUUGGGAUAACGGUGGUUUUGUGCACGAUUGGACUAAUGCUCAUGGCGGUCUGUCGGAAUAUCGAGACCUACGUCGCUGCUCAGAUCAUUUACUGGCUCGGCUACAACGGCAUGGACUACGUCCUCCAUGUGUUCCUAUCUGAUACCACCGACCUCGUCAACCGAGCUUUCGUCUACGGGGUUGCCGGAACCCCUUACAUCGUCACGACAUUCCUCGGCCCCGCCGCUGCCCAGCAAUUCUACACCCAAGGAGCUUUAUGGUGGGGCUUCGGUGUCUUCGCUAUAGUGACCCCCAUCGUGACUGCUCCUCUUUUGGCGCUUCUUUGCAGUGCACGGCGCAAGGCACGCACGGCUGGGUUGAUCCACAGGGAGGAGAGCGGGCGCACUUGGAUGCAGUCUGUUCAGCAUUAUUUUACGCAGUUUGAUACAAUUGGGUUGGUCUUGAUUACGGCGGCCUUUGUGCUGAUUCUUUUGCCCUUGACACUUGCUUCGUCUCAGGAUAGCAUGUGGAGCUCGUCGUUGGCCGAUCGAUGGAAGUCGCCCGAUGUCAUUGCGAUGCUGUUCCUCGGGUGCGCCUGUGUCGUUGGCUUUGUGUACUGGGAGCGUUUCGGGGCCACGGUCUGUUUUGUGCCUUUCAGUCGUCUGAAGGACAGAACUCUGCUGGGUGCUUGUAUCCUCUCCGCCACGAUGUUUGCCAGCUUUUACUCGUGGGAUCUAUACCUCUCAUCCUAUCUCCAAGUGGUAUUCAACACCAGCAUCAGAGACACAGGGUAUAUCUACAACAUCUACACAAUCGGGACCUGUUUAUGGUCCGUCCCCUUAGGAUUAUUCAUCCGCCGCGUCGGCCGCCUCAAAUGGAUCGCCCUCGCCGCCAUGCCUCUCACUUUCCUGGGCACCGGCCUCAUGCUGCAUUUCCGCUCGCCAGACAGCCGCGUCAGCUCCGUCAUCAUGUGCGAGGUCUUCAAGGCCAUCUCCGGCGGCACACUCGUCAUCUGCCAGCAGAUGGCCGCCAUGGCGACCGGCGGGCACGAGACCAUCGCCGUCUCGUUUGCCUUGGUCGGGCUCUUCUCGAAGAUCGGCUCCGGCGUCGGCUCGGCCAUCUCGGGCGCUAUCUGGACCAGCACCGUCCCUCGGUAUCUGCGAGAUGCGCUGCCGGCGGACAAGAAGCAUAAGGCGGCGGAGUUGUAUGGGUCGAUUGCCACGGUGUUGGCGUAUCCGAUUGGAACGCCCGAGCGGGAUGCCACAAUCUAUGCGUAUGGGGUGGCGCAGAAGAGGAUGCUGAUUGCGGGGAUUUCCAUCCUGCCAGUCGCGGUGUUUGCGAUUCUGAUGUGGGAGGAUAUUCGGUUGAAGAAGACUAGGCAGGUUAGGGGAAAUGUCUUCUAGGUUGAUUUAGAUUUAGAGCGGUUGUUACCAUGGUGCUCUUUCCAGUGCCCAUUUGAAGAAGUUGAAUUAUGAUACCCAGAAGGCGAGCAGGAGUACCAAAUUACGUUAUUUCUGUAUAUUCAAUACCAUCUACCUUGUCAGCACUGUCAUCCCCCUUCAACUCCGUUAAUUCCUCCCCUGCACCCGGAAGAC